AUAAAAAUUAUAACAACUAAAUUGAAAUGAUAACAAAUCUAAAUGAAAGAAAUUAAAAUGAAUUAUUUCUGAUUCAAUAAUCUACAUAAUAAUAAAACGUGUUUUAAAUAAUAAUAAUUAUGAAGCGUUUUUUAUUUAUAUUUCACAUAAACGUCUGACAGACUAACAGCAGAGCUCAUAAUAUGUCCUAUAAACUGGAAACACUGUACAGAUAUUCAGCUCUGGGUCUUUUUGGCUCCCAUCGUCGUGCUUUUACUCUGAAAAUCCAUGAGCCGUAUUGAUCGGGACUUCCGGUGUUUCCUGAAUGUGGGCGAGGCUCACACACAGCUGCGAGUCUCUCUUCAGGUUUUCUGUUUUAACAAGAAUUUAAAAAGAGAUAAAACACAGGAAAAACACAAGAGGAUAAAACGUUUUCUGCCAGGGAGAGGAAACGUGUUUUUCUUCACUUCCGGUGCAGAAACGUGCAGGACACUGACCGGCUCUGCUGCUGCAGGAUGUGAGAGCAGCUCGACUCAAAACACAGAAAACUGAAGGACAGGCACGCCUGAGCGGACGUCUGGAGAUCCACAGGAGACGCUCGGCUGCAGACAAACAUGUCUCUGUUCUUCUCUGGAGCUGUGACAAGUUCACCGAUCAAACGAAGGCUUCGGGGUCACUCCUGCCAGAGCCUGGACGUGUCCCUGCUCUCUCCCGAUUCCUCGUACGUCUGUUACUCCUCUCUGGACGGCGAUCCGAGCUCCUGCCGCCGCUCGCCUCGCCUCCUCACUAACGGAUACUACAGCGUGACGGAGGACAGCUUCUCCUGGGACCAAGACGGGAACGUCUCUCUGACGCCCUGCAAGACCAGCGUCUCCUACAAGGAGAACCUCGUCAGGGUUUUCCGGCGGCGGCGGCGUCCUCGCGGCUCUCUGGCUCGCCUGCUGAGCGACGUGACGGAGAGCUGCCAGUCAUGGCUGGACGAGAAGGUCUUCAGAGGCGUCUUUGGGACCGCACAGAACCAGAACCAGGAGCAAGACCUGGACCUGGACCUGGACCUGGAUCUGGAUCUGGACCAGGCCAGAAGCAGCCGGGACGAGCCGACCUGGUUGAACAGCACCGAGCUGGAGGACAGCCGCAGCUUCACCUUCGACCACACAGAGAUCCCGCCCCCUCCCGACAAAGUGGCCCCGCCCCCGAAGAUUAUCUUCCAAGAGGAGAUUUGCUCUGAGAUCUGUCAAUCGAAGUUCACCCAAUCCCUGGGUGGCCUGUCUGAAGUCCCGCCUCCUUCACCCUUCUACACCAAUAGCUGCUGUCCGGUCUCCCCUGAACACACAGGUUUAACGAUGAAGGCCCUCCUCCUCUUCAUCUUCAUCAUCUUCAUCUUCACGGCUCUAUACUCCGGGUGUCUCCUGUGGAGCGCCUCCGUCACGUCUACCGUGCUCCUGAUGAUAGCCACAUUUAUGCUCUUGACAAAGUCGGGUCCGCUGGGCGAGUGGAGGCGGGCGAAGACGGAGGACAUCACAUCAGGAAACGAGUAAAGGAGCGUCCGUUCCUCUGAAAGUGGAAGAGAGGUGUAGAAAUAUGUUUAACAUUUCGCCGUCUGCAUGUUCCCUGAAAGUGACUCUGAGAUCCGGAAAGCGUUUCACAGCAAACACGCUGAAGCUCUGCCUGGUAAUGGAAAGGUUUUGAAUGUAGAAACUUGAUCCAAAUAUGAUUCCUGCGCUGAGGCGCGUCAUCAAAAAGGGCUGAACCUAAAAUCUAACCAACGCUUUUUAUACAUUUAACCUUUAAAUCCAAUCAGAGCGCGGGGGAAGUUUGGUAAGAUUUUUCCUGAUGGCUUUUUAAAAGUCCCCCAUAAAUUGAACAGGAAAUGAGUUUAAAAAGCAAAGAUGGCGUGUUUGUUGCUAUACAUCUGAAGGAGCUCACAAACACAAACAAGUUAUUGUAGUUUAGCUAAAAUAUAUAUAUUGAAUAUGAAAAAACGUACCUGAUGUGUUCUUGAAAUACUGUAAGCGUAUCUAUUGUUCAUAAUAAUAGGUGAACUUGGCUUUUUUGAGCUGUCCAAAGUGAACAAAUUCAGGUGAAGCCUCACUUCUUUUCAAAAUAAGAGCUGUGACUUUUUUUUAUUAAAGAAAAAACUAUAAACGCACACCUGAAAAUCUACCUGGAAGAGAAGUGCUUUUUGAUAAGAGUUUCAUUCCAAAAUAAAGAAAUACACUUUCAAAGCAAAACAUAUUGAUGUAAAACGUUGAUCUUUUUAAAGCUGCACUGCCUCAGGUUUUAUUCUGGAAUUCCGAUUUCCUGGACAAAGAACGAGCUUGUUUUAAGUUUGUAAAAUGCAGCAUGAUAAAGAUAUGUUCAGUUAGUUAACAUGUGCAGAUUUAUCCAUACUGAUUGUGCAAUCUAAUCUAAAGUAAGCCUGAUUGAAACAGAGGAUUUAAUGAAUCCACUGAUCUGUGCAGCUUUAACAGUAAAAGACUUCAUGAAUUUCUGUAAUUUAAAAGUGAAAUAAUCAAGUUUUGGUGCGAAACUCUUCUGCUGAUAAGUGCCUUUAGUAUCAGCCAGCAGUGCAAACAUGAAAUAUUACAGGGAGGAUUUGAAGAGGUCCUAUCCUGCUCGUUUUCAGGUUCAUAUUAGCAUUUCGUGCCUCUACUCUGACUCUCUGUUGAGAUUUGUCAACCACUUGGAGAUGUCCCGCCCCUUAGCCUAUCACGUACAAUGUGUUGAAGCGCUAGCCAAUAGGAGCGCGAGAGUUCCAUAGUGAUGUCACUUCUGUUCCGGAAGUAGAUAAGGAGCCCAAUGGAAGAGGUUUCAAAUAGGGAAUUUAGCCUUUGCAGACCAUUUACAUGCACUAAAGCCUGUAGAACACGCUAAAGGAAGGCGGAAUAUACAGGAAUAAGGCCUCUUUAAAGCGAAGUUGCUGCUAAAACAUUAAACAGUGUUAAAAUAAAGAAAGCUCUGUUUGAUUUAUGCUGCAGGGUGGAGUCUAGGGACAGUUUUAAAACCUCAAAAUAAAAAAAUAUUUGGCUUACAAAGAAUAGUGGGUAAGAAGAACAAGUACCUCAAAAUCUCACCUAAGUUCAGGCCUGAAAGUAAAUGUACAUUCCACCAGUGGCCAUGUUGAAUAGGUUUCAAAAUAAGCACGUGGUCCCGCUCUGGAGGAAAAUAAGAUUGUGUGUGUUCAGGAAAAGAAGUGCGGCUAAUAAAGGUAAAGAUAAACUCAGUACUGUAACUUUAUAAAGCUCUUUUUUAUUCAAAUGUAAUCAUGUUUGGACCUCAAACUAUGCCAAGAGUUUGUGUUCCCAGGAAUCUAAAUGUUUGAACUGUCUUUGAAUGAAUGACAAAGCCUACAUUUAAUUUAGCUUUAACAGUCUGAUACUCCUGCCACGUGUUAUAGGGUUUACUGGAUCGUGAAUAUCAGAAUCAGAAGUACUUUAUUUAUCUCAAACUGGGAAAAUGUUGUUGUUGCAUCAAGUAGCAUUUUGAGUUCUGUUACACAAAGGGUUUCAUAUUUAGGACUUCAUUUAGUAACGCUCGUGUGACUGGUCCUUUUUCUGUGUCAAUCUAAAAUAAUGUGUGUCUUUAUUAAGUGCCAAAUGUGUAGAAAUACGACGAGUCAGGAGAAUCAAAUAUAAAAUCCAUCUUUAUAUCUAAUAUUUUAAUACGGCUCUGCGUUGUUUGGCAUUUUAAAGCUGCACUUAUUAGAAAUACAGUGUGUAAUGAACCCUGCAGCCUAAAGACUAUUUUAAGCUGCUUCUUUUGGGGUUUACUGUUGAAAGUAUGAGCUGGAGGUUGUCUUUUAGGAGGUGGUGGAGCCCAAAAACGAGAUAAAAAAUGAGCAUGGUCUUCUGGUGGUUAAACCUUUUGACGCAGCUUUAAAUGACCGAUGUGAAAUGUGUUUUAUAUAAAGAGACUUUACCUGUCAAAUAUUGCAUUUUCUGAAAUCUAAUUUAAUGACUUUUCUGGACGAGUCAAACCUUUAGAUGAGCUCUGGUGUGUGAUGUGAUGCAUCUAUUGUUAGUUAUGUUGUAAAUACACAUAUAUAUAUACUCAUAUUAAUGUUUGUUUCCAUUGACUGCACUUUUUUCCAAAGGUGGAAAUAUUAUAUUCUGCUUGUGAAGGCACUUAUUAUCCCUGCUUUAUUUCUUUUACUGUAGCCAUGUCAGAAAACUGUAAAAACCACCUUAAACGAGGCGCACACGAGAUCACUUAAGGCUUUCGGCUGAUGAAUUUGCUUCCAAAAUGAUUCCUUUCGGUGUCACUGCAUUAAAACAGUACACUGUCUCCAUUUAGGAGAAAUACUCUACAGAUUUCUCUGAGUAGUACUGGCCCUCGUCGGCCUGUUGGUGGCGCUGCGUUUAAAGGUUUUAUUUUCACAGUAUUUUGCGGAUAUAUGUUCCAGUUAAGCUGGAACUGUUUUGUUUUAUGUGAAUUUAAAUGAUGUUUGUCAUGCAUUCGAUCCUGUUACAAAUAAAUGAAAACAAACAGCGUAAA
Messenger RNA from Eleginops maclovinus (Patagonian blennie), 4473 nucleotides. RefSeq names its product transmembrane protein 71 (gene tmem71). The record is from RefSeq and is a predicted model, not a curated record. The coding region runs from base 594 to 1517 and encodes 307 amino acids. NCBI's taxonomy places the organism in Eukaryota, Metazoa, Chordata, Actinopteri, Perciformes, Eleginopidae. The transcript has 11 exons.